AUGAGACAAGAAAGGCCAUACCGCGUUUGGGGCAAGGAGGUUGUUAGCGUCACUAAGGAAGUAUUCUGGAUCUUCCUUCACAACGUCAACGUUGUAUCCCUUCCUUCGGACCGCCCCUCGACGUGUGACCCUGCCCCUGGUCCGUACAGUUACAUGCUUCGACAUUUCCCUCAAGAGCGACCCCCGGUCCCAGCAGCACCAUAUGUGGGCGGAGUCGAAUGGGAUGCGACCAACUACCUGGCUUCUCAUCUCGAUCUCAUGAACGCCAUCUUGGCCUGCACACCGACACAAGAGGAGCGCAACACUCUCCGCGCACAGUUCCGAAUCUCGGGAUGGGAGCGAUGCCUUGGUGGUAGCCUACGACUCUGCAAAGAGAAGUUUUAUGGAAGUGUGCAUGACGGGCUUCGGACAUGGGUCGGAGCGGCGGCCGAGGAUGGUUGGGAUGUCAAGGAUGUGCGAUACGGGCCGCCCCCUGACGCUCGGGCUUCACCAAAGAAAACUGGAGGUGGUCAGAAGAAACCGGUCGAGGCGGCGCCAAAGCUUGAGAUGCCGAAGCUCGAUUUUGGCUUGGAUAAGGCAUCCACUCCGAGUAAGGAGAAGGAUAUGUGGCUGUGA
Molecule: messenger RNA, 615 nt
Organism: Fusarium verticillioides 7600
Lineage: Eukaryota; Fungi; Ascomycota; Sordariomycetes; Hypocreales; Nectriaceae
Exons: 1
Coding region: 1-615 (204 amino acids)
Source: RefSeq, a predicted model, not a curated record